AUGAGGUGCGGAGCUCCUUUGCGACGAGAUCUGGAAGACCCGAGGCAUGUAGUGGACCAGACCUCAGACCAGCUCUUGAAGAUCUCUCAAACAUUAGUUUUCUGCCGUGAGAUUGCUUGCGAGGACAUUCAUAUGAUGCCUAUCGUCGGAUUGGUUGUGCCCACGUCGUAUGAAUGCCACCUGGCUAAAGGAUACAAUACGUAUUGGAUAUACAAUAUUGGAUUACAGGGCGUUCAUCGGUCUUUCGAUAACUUUCCUGCAUCGCAACCGAUACGAUUUGGAUUCUCUACGACCGAGAGAAGAGCGCCGUCGAAUUCGUCGUCGUCGUCGAGCACUCCACUGGGCCCCACGAUGGCGCACGUACCGCACCCACCCGGAUCCACAUCACACAUGUCCUCGCACCGGGAGACCGACGAAAGCUCUCGGGAUUCCGGGUUUGGGGAGAUGGAUUACGAGAAUAUGCCUAUAGACUUUUCCCAAUCUUCUAUAUUGGUCAAAAAGUCCUCGACUUUCCAGCUGAAAAACCUCGAUAUGGAAAUGGAUGAUCUAGUCAUUGAGGAGUCACUUAAAAUUCAAACCACAAACAUGAUUUGCUCGAAGAACGAAGAAUUGGAAGUAAAAGAUGUGCUUAGUAGCCUUAGAUCGCUUAGAAGAGGACUCUGUGAUGUAACUAACAGUCCCCGGUUUUCUCAUGCGGAGUCACCGAAGUCAAGAAAAUCGUUGUUUGCAAAGCCGCAAAUGCCACGCGCAGCUAGCAUGUAUAACAGUAGAAAGAGAUGUUUACAUACGAGUAGCCUGGAGCACAAGCGGUACAGGAUCGACAGCGUCGCGGAGGAACAUGAGAACGCUCCGACAUGUUCUGCAUCCACUACGGGGACAACAUCGAGAAGGACAUCGUUGAUGCUUCGAGUGCAGUCGUCGUCCGUGCUGGAAGUUGGGCACCAUCACCUGCCUCAGUUCCUUGAAGUGAAAUACCAUCUGGAAACGCUCACCACCAACGAUUCUCAAGCGUUUCGUCGCAUCGAUGCGCGAACUCUUUCUCAACUCAUGAAAUCGAUGAGUAGCGAAGAGUUCGCCCAGAAGUACGUUCUUAUCGACUGUCGGUAUCCGUACGAGUUCAACGGUGGUCACAUUAAGGGUGCCAUAAAUAUCUAUGACACUGCGAAAUGUGAGGAAGUGUUCUUUCCUUCAAUCACCUCUGCUCAGAAAGAGGGGAUUCAGCGUCGGAUACCGAUAUUUUAUUGCGAGUACAGUCAGAAGCGUGGUCCAUCAAUGGCACAAAUGUUGCGAAGUGUGGAUCGACAACGGAAUGUGGACGUGUAUCCGAAAGUAGAUUUCCCCGAGAUCUACGUCGUCGAUAAGGGCUAUCGGAAUUUUUUUGAGAUGCUCCGUGAGUCCUCGGAUCGAAAUUUAUGCGAACCAUGCGGAUACGUCCCGAUGGCUGACAUUCGCUUCAUUCAUCACCUCAAGAAGUUCAACUUCCAUAAGAAGAGCUGGGGAAACACUACGUGUUCGAGAAGUGUGCCACCGCAGUCUCGCUUGGCUCUGCGCCAACUUUCCGAAGGUGCCUAUCAUUCGCCGUCGAAUCAAGGCUCGGGCUCGAUGCGACCGUCAUCGCGUCGCCCACUCUUCACCGCUCCACCGAAGACGCCAGAAUCUCAACAACCGGCGCCGAUUGUGUAUGCGAAUGCCGUUACAGCUCAGACACGUCUCAUUUCUUCUCAUCUUGAUAUUUUGUAG
Messenger RNA from Necator americanus (New World hookworm), 1740 nucleotides. RefSeq lists its product as uncharacterized. The coding region runs from base 1 to 1740 and encodes 579 amino acids. Gene Ontology annotation, biological process: positive regulation of G2/M transition of mitotic cell cycle; positive regulation of G2/MI transition of meiotic cell cycle; G2/M transition of mitotic cell cycle. The record is from RefSeq and is a predicted model, not a curated record. NCBI's taxonomy places the organism in Eukaryota, Metazoa, Nematoda, Chromadorea, Rhabditida, Ancylostomatidae. The transcript is spliced from 13 exons. Gene Ontology annotation, molecular function: protein tyrosine phosphatase activity. Gene Ontology annotation, cellular component: cytoplasm; nucleus.